AUGAGUUUGUCUGGUAGGUCAUGCAUACACCUUAGAUUGUUUCAGUAUUAUUUUUCAAAAUUAAAAAUGUUAGAAUAUUGUUUUUUUCGCAAAAGUCUAGUUUUGAAACAUGUUCGAUAUAUUUCUCAAUUUAAAAUACAACGUACUGACUGUGUGCCAUACGGAACGCCGCGCAAAAUAAAGGAUCCGAAACUUUGUGGUCAUAAAGACAAAGGUCUUGUCUUGGGAGUUUAUUAUAAUGAAAACGCCAAAGGUGAACCUGCCAUUCUUACUGCAAGUGCACAAAAGUAUGAUAGAGAAUCCGGUGGUAAACUUUGGAAAAUGUUAAAAUUAUCACCCAUCCCGAAAUUGGGAGAAUCAAGAAUAUUUUUCGACUUAGAUCCAACAUUUGCAUUCGUAGCUGUAUCUGGUCUUGGGUCAGAAUGUUUAACUUACAAUGUUAGUGAACAAUUGGACGAAAACAAAGAAGCUAUCCGAAUCGCUGCUGGUGUGGGUGCAAUAUCUCUUCAACCACUGAAUCCUAAAGCUAUACAUUUAGAAUCCUUUGGAAAUGCAGAAGCCGCAGCGGAAGGUGCAUAUUUAGCAAAUUGGCAAUUUGAAGAAUAUAAAAGUACGUUGGGAAAGAAAAUUCUCCCUAAAUCCCAAAUUUAUCUUCACGACGAUUGUGAUAUAGAUGGUUGGCAUAUAGGUCAAAUGAAGGCUGAAGCUCAAAAUUUAGCAAGGUAUCUUCAAGAAAUGCCCGCAAAUAUGCUGAACCCUACAUCCUUUGCAAAAAUUGCCGUUGAACUCCUAUGUGAAUUAGAUAUAAAUGUAGAAGUUAAGACACAAGGAUGGGCGGCCAGUCAUGAGAUGGGAGGAUUUGUAGCUAUAGGUAAAUCAUCGAUUCAACCACCGCUCUACGUUGAGAUCAGUUAUUACGGAGCAGGUGAGAAAACUCGACCAAUUGUGCUAAUUGGUAAAGGCGUAACUUUUGAUAGUGGCAGUUUAGAUCUCAAAUCUCCAAAAGACCUUCGUUAUAUGAAAGGAGACAUGGCGGGUGCUGGAUGCAUAUUAGCCAUAACCAGAACUGCGGCUAGACUUAAACUACCGAUCAAUAUUCGAGGCAUUCUUCCAUUAUGCGAAUUAAUGCCAAAUGGAAACAGUCCCAAAUUUGGUGACGUGGCAUAUAGCGCUAAUGGAAAAUCUUUACACAUAAGGUUACCGUCUCGUGAGGGUCGACUUCUCAUAGCAGACAGUUUGGUAUAUGCACGCAACUACUGGCCAAAACUUAUUAUAGAUAUAGGUACGAUGUCAAAAGAACUAAUUUAUACUCUAGACGGAAGUGCUUGCGGUUGUUACACCAAUAGCGAUGAAUUGUUUUGCUACCUUCAAUCAGCGAGUAGUCAGACCGGUGAUAGGAUUUGGCGAAUGCCAUUAUGGAAAUUUUACGAAGAUCGAGUAAGAGACUGCCAUACGGCCGAUGUUGCGAAUACGGGCAGGGAUGAGUUCGGCGAUUCACCAAAUUGUGCAGCUUUUUUAAAACAGUUCAUUUGCGAUACUAAAUGGGUGCAUUUGGAUACUUACAAUAUCGCCUACUCCAAAGGACGCGAUUUCCCAUAUCUUCGCCGCGGCAUGACCGGUCGUCCAACAAGAACCAUUCUCGAAUUCAUAUUUCAGUUAUUGGCUGACGCAAAACUGUAA
Molecule: messenger RNA, 1680 nt
Organism: Bombyx mori (domestic silkworm)
Lineage: Eukaryota; Metazoa; Arthropoda; Insecta; Lepidoptera; Bombycidae
Gene: S-Lap
Product: leucyl aminopeptidase-like protein
Exons: 1
Coding region: 1-1680 (559 amino acids)
Biological process (GO): proteolysis
Cellular component (GO): cytoplasm
Molecular function (GO): manganese ion binding; metalloaminopeptidase activity
Source: RefSeq, marked provisional